AUGUCAAGCAUACGGUUUUCUGCACUUGUAUUACUCGCCUUGUGUGUAAUCAAUACUCAGGCAUUAUACUUUUAUCUCGAAGGUUCCGAGAAGAAAUGCUUUAUUGAAGACUUACCAAAAGAAACCAUGGUCAUUGGUGUUUACAAGACAGAGCAGUUCUCUUCAACUCAAAAUGAAUGGAUUGAAAAUAAGGAUGUCAAGAUGGAAAUCACAGUCGAGGAACUUCCUCAAGGUCACAGAGUUGUAGACACAAAAGGUGGUUCAUCUGGACGCUUUACUUUUACUUCUGCUGAAUCUGGAGACCAUGCCAUCUGUCUUUCUACUUCAUCAAACGCCUGGUUUGACAAUACCAAGACAAGAGUUACUUUUGAUAUGGACUUUGAUGAUCCAACUGACCACCAUGAUCAUCAUGCGGAUGGCGUCUCUGAAUUGGUACAAAGAGUACAUGAAUUAAACGAACGUGUUGAAGAUAUACAAAUUGAACAAAAUGCUCAGCGUGAACGAGAAGAAGCAUUCCGUGAUCAAUCCGAACUGAUCAACUCUCGUGCAGUGUGGUGGACCAUUGCUCAAAUUGCCGUCUUGGGUGUUGUUUGUUUCUGGCAGAUGCAUUACUAUAAAAAUUUCUUUACAGCCAAAAAACUUGUAUAA
Molecule: messenger RNA, 648 nt
Organism: Rhizopus microsporus ATCC 52813
Lineage: Eukaryota; Fungi; Mucoromycota; Mucoromycetes; Mucorales; Rhizopodaceae
Product: putative ER to Golgi transport-related protein
Exons: 6
Coding region: 1-648 (215 amino acids)
Biological process (GO): Golgi organization; endoplasmic reticulum to Golgi vesicle-mediated transport; intracellular protein transport
Cellular component (GO): endoplasmic reticulum-Golgi intermediate compartment; endoplasmic reticulum; COPII-coated ER to Golgi transport vesicle
Source: RefSeq, a predicted model, not a curated record